GAUACUCAAGGGACCUUGACCAUGAAGUUGGAGCGGCAUGAAGCUUGCCUCACCUUAAAUACGAUGAGCCGGCACGUUAAGAGGCAGGCCCAGCAGACGGAGAGAGAGAUAAAAGACAAGUUUGAGAAACUCCAUCAGUUUCUGCAGGAGGAAGAGGAGGCCAGGAUUGCCGCGCUGAAGGAGGAAGAGGAGCAGAAGAGUCAGAUGAUGAAGCAGAGGAUUGAGAAGAUAACGAUGGAGAUGCCCUUCAUCUCAAACACAAUCAGCACCAUAGGAACCAAGGAACUGCAAGCUGAAGACAUCUUCUUCCUGCAGGGGCAACCGAGAACCAAGAAUUGCAGUCUCCAUGCUAACAGGGCACUCCCUUACUGUGGAAACCACGAGAGUCGCAGCAGUAAGAGGGGCAAGGAGCUGCUCAUCUUUGUUACGCUGAUGGAUGGUGAGGACGGCGAUCCUUCUCUCCAACUCCGCAACUUUUUGUGA
Molecule: messenger RNA, 483 nt
Organism: Conger conger (European conger)
Lineage: Eukaryota; Metazoa; Chordata; Actinopteri; Anguilliformes; Congridae
Product: probable E3 ubiquitin-protein ligase TRIML1
Exons: 3
Coding region: 22-483 (153 amino acids)
Source: RefSeq, a predicted model, not a curated record